Apiotrichum porosum is the source of this 2127-nucleotide messenger RNA. RefSeq lists its product as uncharacterized. The record is from RefSeq and is a predicted model, not a curated record. The transcript is spliced from 7 exons. Bases 1 to 2127 code for a protein of 708 amino acids. NCBI's taxonomy places the organism in Eukaryota, Fungi, Basidiomycota, Tremellomycetes, Trichosporonales, Trichosporonaceae.
AUGGCUCACACGGGUGGCUUCCUGAACGAGAGCUACUACGCCAAGCUACCGUUUACACGCGGUAAACGUGUAGACUGCAUAUACGAGCGACGAGUCAAGGAGGAGUUUGACCCCGACCAAGCCAUUGGCCCUUACGACGGCCGCUCUAUAAACGGACACGCACGAGACCUGGCGCACACCAACAGCCCCGGUAUGAACCAUCUCGUGCGACAGGUCGAGGCAACUUUUGGCCCCGAUGCCUUUGAGAGCCGGCUGGGUCACGUCGUUUGGCUCGACCGCCAUGUCCAACAUGCCACAGCCCCCGCGGUCAACGGCAUCGACCGCCCGGGAGCUCUCAACGUCAACCUCACCGACUGGGGUUCAUAUGAGCCGGCCGCCGCCAAACGUGCCAUUGAAUCCAGGAGAAGGCGAUUGACGUUACCGUCGAGUGUCUGGGCGUGGAGGUCAUACCUCGAGCACCUCCCGCGAUUCUCUGCUUUGUUGCCCCUUCAGCAAAACAGAGUCAUCGCCUACCUCACCGCCGCACGAUACCCCGGCGGCGAGGACGGCCAUCUUCCCGCGAAGGUGAGGGCGGCAAGGGAGGCGUACCCAAUUCCCAGCGGUACCUUCGCCGUAAACAUGCCCAACCCGUUCUUCGUGUUUAAUUCAAGCCCUUUCAACAAUGACGCCGACUCAUACUUCCUUCUCGGCGACAUCAUGGAAUACGACAACAUCGUGGACGACUUCAGGAACCUCAUGGGCAUCAACCAUGCGACGAUGGCCACCCUCGUCCACCGCGUCCCCGACGAGAAGUGCACCCUGCCCGUCCUUCUCCGUGUGCGCUUUGGUGAGCUGGACCCCCACCAGCCGACUCUGCGCGCGCUGGUCAUGAACUACCAAAAGUCCACGCGCGCCUUCCGCCAGCCCGGCACACCCGUUGUCCUUGCGUCCACCCCACUCCCCUUCGUGAAGGACUCUGGGUCGGCUGUUGUGGCCCUCUCCGAGCUGAUGCUUCUUACGCAUCUCUCGAAAAGUCAGCUCGUUUGGUUGUUCAACUCGCCGGUGCUGGACGGCCACGACUUCCGCUCGCUCGGUGGAUUGCGCGCGCUGGUCUGCAUUGCCCAGUCAUACCGGUUCGCCAAGACACAUACCCCCACCGCAAAGUGGUUCCCAUCCGUGCGGUACACUCGUGGUGGCAGCGGAGCGGCUGUCGGCCAUUCACAAUGGUUUCUGGCCGACCUCCUCCCCAGUCACCUCGGCCUCGCGAGGUUGGGUACAGUAGGAGCGAAAACCCACUCCACGGACCCCAAGCUCAGCGCAGUGAAGGCGGUCGCCGCAACCCUUGCUCGACAGCAUGGAGUUGAGGACUGCUUUUCCGCUAUCACUCUGGACCUCGCGACCUGGAACCUCUAUGUGUACCAGGUCUUCGGCCUCGUGUACGCUGAAACCCGGGAGAAGGACAACGCCACCGUGGCGCCUCACUUCCACGACAUCGUCAGCGACUUCGAGAGGCUCACCCUGACGCGUCUUCUCGACAGUGACCAGCGCCAGCUGCGCACGUCACCUCGCGAGGCGGAUAUGGCGUUGCUGCGCCUUUGCUACAUUCUGUUUGGUGGAUUUGACGACCCUGUCUUUCCGCUUCUACAGGUCGUGUUGCCACACGUGGCUCUGCGCCAAUUCCUGCAAUCACACUGGGCCUUCUUUGCGCGCACCAAGCGCACGCGCCGCGCCCUCGACCAGCUGCUCGGACAGCUGCCAUCGUCGUCGGUCACCCUCGUCAACGACCCGCUCAAAAUCGAGGGCGUUGCAGAGCUGAUCGUUCUUUACAACAAACUCCACGCCUGGAGGAAGGCCGAGAUGGCCGAGAUGGCGAUGGCCGCGGCCGCUGCGUCAAAGCCCAGGGGCAGCAGCCAGCCAGCCGGCACCGUCGACAAGGACCCCAAGAAGGCCAAGCCUUACGACAAGAAGCCGUCGCAGUCCUCGCAGAGCGCUGUCCACAAGUCUUCGCACGGCCCCAUCGACGACGAAGAGGAAGAGGAGGAGGACUGUCCUGUGACGUGGACGGUGAACGCGAUUGUCAUUGGCGGUGGCGAUGUUUGCUUUGUUUGCCAAGGUGGGCCCAUUUUGUACGAUUCCUGCAUUUACUGA